GCUAGAAUAAUACAGACACAAAUAAAGAAGGAUAAAUCCGUAUUUAAUUGUCCUUUUUUGGUUUGAACCACUCCAGAAAACAUGCGAGAGUGUAUCUCCAUCCACGUUGGUCAGGCCGGUGUCCAGAUUGGCAAUGCAUGCUGGGAACUCUACUGUCUGGAGCAUGGGAUCCAGCCUGAUGGGCAGAUGCCCAGUGAUAAGGCUCUGGGAGGAGGAGAUGAUUCCUUCAACACCUUCUUCAGUGAGACUGGAGCUGGGAAGCACGUCCCCAGGGCUGUUUUUGUAGACCUGGAGCCAACUGUCAUUGAUGAGGUGCGCUCUGGGAUCUACCGCCAGCUGUUCCACCCUGAGCAGCUGAUUACUGGUAAGGAGGAUGCAGCCAACAACUACGCCCGUGGACACUACACCAUCGGCAAGGAGAUCAUCGACUUGGUGCUGGACAGGGUCCGCAAGCUGGUAGGUAUCUCAGUAUUAAGAACCAUAAACUGUCCCAAUACAAAUUGCUAUCUUUGUCUGACCUUGUGCUUUCUUGGUUUCCAGUCUGACCAGUGCACUGGGCUCCAGGGCUUCCUGGUGUUCCACAGCUUUGGAGGUGGCACCGGUUCUGGUUUCACCUCCCUGCUGAUGGAGCGUCUAUCAGUUGACUAUGGCAAGAAGUCCAAACUGGAGUUCUCCAUCUACCCAGCUCCCCAGGUCUCCACUGCUGUGGUGGAGCCCUACAACGCCAUCCUCACCACGCACACCACCCUAGAGCACUCUGACUGUGCCUUCAUGGUAGACAAUGAGGCCAUCUAUGAUAUUUGCCGUAGGAAUCUAGAUAUUGAGCGUCCUUCCUAUACCAACCUCAACAGGCUGAUCAGUCAGAUUGUGUCCUCCAUCACUGCUUCCCUCCGUUUUGAUGGUGCUCUUAACGUUGAUCUGACAGAGUUCCAGACCAAUUUGGUGCCCUAUCCCCGUAUUCAUUUCCCCCUGGCCACCUAUGCCCCGGUCAUCUCUGCUGAGAAGGCAUACCAUGAGCAGCUCUCUGUGGGUGAAAUCACCAAUGCCUGCUUUGAGCCGGCCAAUCAGAUGGUGAAAUGCGACCCACGCCACGGCAAAUACAUGGCCUGCUGCCUUUUGUACCGUGGUGAUGUGGUGCCCAAAGAUGUCAAUGCAGCCAUUGCCUCCAUUAAAACCAAACGCUCGAUUCAGUUCGUAGACUGGUGCCCAACUGGUUUCAAGGUUGGCAUCAACUACCAGCCCCCCACUGUAGUUCCUGGUGGAGAUCUGGCCAAGGUCCAGAGGGCUGUAUGUAUGCUGAGCAACACCACUGCCAUCGCAGAGGCCUGGGCUCGUCUUGACCACAAGUUUGAUCUGAUGUAUGCCAAGCGGGCCUUUGUGCACUGGUAUGUGGGUGAGGGUAUGGAGGAGGGAGAGUUUUCUGAGGCCAGGGAGGACAUGGCAGCCCUGGAGAAGGAUUAUGAGGAGGUGGGAGUUGAUUCAGUUGAGGGUGAGGGAGAGGAGGAAGGAGAGGAGUAUUAAAAAUAGACAAAAAUGGUCUGAAAACAGUGCUGCAUGCACUUCCGGUUGUUGAUCCAUAAUAAAGGUUGAUUU
Messenger RNA from Gadus chalcogrammus (walleye pollock), 1593 nucleotides. RefSeq names its product tubulin alpha-1B chain-like. Gene Ontology annotation, biological process: mitotic cell cycle; microtubule cytoskeleton organization. Gene Ontology annotation, molecular function: structural constituent of cytoskeleton; GTP binding. Bases 82 to 1521 code for a protein of 479 amino acids. NCBI's taxonomy places the organism in Eukaryota, Metazoa, Chordata, Actinopteri, Gadiformes, Gadidae. The transcript has 3 exons. Gene Ontology annotation, cellular component: microtubule; cytoplasm. The record is from RefSeq and is a predicted model, not a curated record.